Cicer arietinum (chickpea) is the source of this 1788-nucleotide messenger RNA. RefSeq lists its product as uncharacterized. Gene Ontology annotation, molecular function: metallopeptidase activity; protein binding; cysteine-type deubiquitinase activity. Lineage: Eukaryota; Viridiplantae; Streptophyta; Magnoliopsida; Fabales; Fabaceae. Gene Ontology annotation, cellular component: BRCA1-A complex; BRISC complex. The record is from RefSeq and is a predicted model, not a curated record. Gene Ontology annotation, biological process: protein K63-linked deubiquitination; DNA repair.
AAUGAAAGUAGUAAGGUUAGGGAAAGGUUUAAUUAAUUAAUUAAUCAAGUAAGCAGAAGUAAUUGCGAUGUUAUCAUGAGUUGACAGUUGAUGUUGAGAGGGAAGCACAAAAAUAUUAAUUAAACAAAUAAAGAAAAAAGAAUAUAGAGAAGGAUCGAUGUGAAUGGGUUUUUAGGGUUUUUGGAAGGAAGAAUUUCGAGCGAAAAUGUCUCUAACGAACGUGAAAAUGUCUGAAGAAGUUUGGUUAACAUGCGUCACUCAUGCAUUCUCCACUGAAACCGAAGAGAUUAUGGGUCUUCUUCUCGGCGACAUCCAGCAUUCGAAAAAUGGGAGUGUUACUGCAUUGAUAUGGGGAGCAUCUCCUCAAACAAGGUCUGAUCGUCGAAAAGAUCGAGUUGAAACUAACCCUGAACAGUUGGCUGCUGCUUCAGCCCUUGCUGAUAGAAUGAGUGUUUCCACUGGAAGAACAACUAGGGUGAUAGGUUGGUACCAUUCACAUCCUCAUAUUACUGUUCUGCCUUCGCAUGUUGAUGUGCGGACUCAGGCAAUGUAUCAACUUCUUGAUUCUGGGUUUAUUGGAUUGAUUUUUUCUUGUUACAACGAAGAUGCAAACAAGGUAGGAAGAAUUCAAGUAAUUGCUUUCCAGUCAUCUGAUGGGAAACAGAAUAACAUAUCAAGACCUAUACCUCUGUCUCCUGUAAAGAGAAGCUCCAUUAUUGAUAUAGAUUCAUCACCAAGUUCCUCAGAGAAUGCAUCAACAAGAUUUGGUUACUUCAAGGCAGAUAGCCCAGAGCAGGACACUGGUGAUUCGAGAAGUGCUGGUACUAGUAAGGGUGGGGGGAGAUCUUCAGAAUUGGGGAAUUUCUUCGCUAAUGCUGAUGCCAACUAUCUAGGGAGCGUAAAAGAUGGAGGAAACUAUAAUCUCAACAAUUCAGACACCAACCUAGUUGAUGAUCCCAUGGAUAUGUCAGAAAGUAUACAGGAAGCUAUGCACCGUUCAAAUUUGGACAUGAGUGGUGCAGAGUAUUUAAGAAAAGAAAUCCCCCUUUAUGUUUUGCCAUCCUUGUCUCUUAUCAACCUUGAUUCUCCACUAUCAUCAUACAUGGAUCUGCAACAUGUACUAUUUGAAGAGGAGCGGACAGCAUAUAAUCAAGCCAUCUUACAAAAUACAAGCAAAGGGAAAGUGCAUCCACUCACUUUUAUACACCACACUUCAACUUACCAGGCUUCCUUGUGCAAGUUGAUCGAAUAUUGUUUAAGUCCUGCAAUAAACGCACUUCAAGAUCGACUGAGAGAGAAUGAAAUUCGGUUAGCAGUUCUGAGUGAAGAAGCCAAGAGUCUGGAGGCAGAGGCGUCUACGACUAGAGCGAGUGAAGCAAGUGUAGGAUCUCCCCGUCAAGUAGCACCUCAUUUACAUCGAGGAGGAAGUUCCUCUCCUGGUCAGAGAAACUCGCAGAGCUCAAGCGAAUCUCUUGGUUCAAAGAAUGUAGCUAGUCCUGGUAGCCGAAGCAGACGGGGAUAGUAACGUUAUAUUCUCUUCGGAUGUAGUGCUUCAAGCAGCAUGACAAGGAUGAUUAACGAUGAUUUUGCUAGAACGAUACAUAGAAUGUACAUGAUCAUGGUAUAAAGUUUGCUAGUUUGAAAAUGAUGCUAAAUGAAAUUUUCUGCUAGUUGUAGCCAAUUACUUGUGUACAAUGGUGAAUUUAUAAUUUUAUUCUUGGAAGAACGAAUUGAAGUUAUCAAUGACAUGCAUGGUUGGAUUGGAGGUUUGUCAAACUUCAAUCGGGA